Molecule: messenger RNA, 1073 nt
Organism: Gaeumannomyces tritici R3-111a-1
Lineage: Eukaryota; Fungi; Ascomycota; Sordariomycetes; Magnaporthales; Magnaporthaceae
Product: DJ-1/PfpI family protein
Exons: 3
Coding region: 215-928 (237 amino acids)
Source: RefSeq, a predicted model, not a curated record
CGCCGACGUCGCGCGGAGUGGUGAUAUCGCGCUCAAGAUGCGCCGGUCUUGAGGGUAUGCGGCGUACAUAUGCCCCCUCCUUAUAUAUAUUGUCGCCCAGUCCUCCAUCUCCCAAAGACCAUAGACCAUCGAUUCACAACCGACAACACUGGGUCUCGUUUCACUACCUGGCCUGAUACUCAUCGCUCUUACUUGAGCCCAUCCACCGGCAAACAUGGCCGCCACCACCACCAAGACCUACCGCAUUGGCGUGUUACUCGAGAGCGUCCAGCUCACCGACAUCGUCGGCAUCGACAUCUUCGGCAACCUGAGCAAGGAGUACAUCCUCGCGGCGGCCGAGCUUGACGCCUCCGUCGCGGCGCUGGCCCCGCUCGGCAUCGAGGAGCUCAAGGUCUACUACAUGGGGCCGACGCUCGAGCCGGUCGAGCUGACGGCGCAGUUCCGGUACGCGCCCAACGUCACCUACGACGACUGCCCGCGCGACCUCGACCUGGUGCUCGUGGGCGGCAACACCCCCGGGGUCCGGCCCGAGGCCGCCUCCCGCUUCAUGCGCGAGGCCUGGCGCCGCACGCCCGUCUGGAUGACCACGUGCACCGGCGCCCUGUGGCUCGCCGACGCCGUCGGGCUCGACGGGAGGCGCGCCACCACGAAUAGGAUGGCGCUGCCGCUGGCGAAGAAGAUGCACCCGGGAGUCGAGUGGGCCGACCUGCGCUGGGUCGUCGACUCGAAGCCGUUCGAAGGCGAGGGUGAGGGCGAGUUGUGGACGUCGGGCGGUGCUGGUGCCGGGCUCGAUAUGAUCGCCGACUACUGCUUGAAACACUGGGACCCUCGGCUCGUCAAGCCCUUCGGCCUUUACGGCAUCGAGCUGCAGCCUGGGCGGAGCUUUGACCAGCAUUACAACUACGAUAUGGCAGAGAUCUGGAGCUAAAGGGGACGGUGAACCUGGAGCCGGGUGCGAGUGGUAUUGUGGCCGAGAAGAACUCGGGACCAGUGAGCAAGAACCGACCUGGCCAUGUAAAAUGAGCAGUUUCCCUUGGGUCUUUAGAGAAUUGUAAUCAGAGUUAAGAUCAACA